Diaporthe batatas is the source of this 750-nucleotide messenger RNA. RefSeq lists its product as uncharacterized. The record is from RefSeq and is a predicted model, not a curated record. NCBI's taxonomy places the organism in Eukaryota, Fungi, Ascomycota, Sordariomycetes, Diaporthales, Diaporthaceae. The coding region runs from base 1 to 750 and encodes 249 amino acids. The transcript has a single exon.
AUGCUGACUUCACCUCCGGGUAGGGAUUCCAAGAUCAAACAGGCCUUCAUUUUGGUUUGGUGGCUCGGACUAGCACUGAUCUGCAUCGUCGCCACUGCCGUCCAAAUUCUCGCCAACUGGAUCCGAGUUCGACUGCUCAGUGCGAUCUCCAUACACCUCGGAAACAGAAGGUUCAAGAUCUCACCGCUCGCCAUCCUCGUCAUGAUCAUGACGGGUGUCAUCACGGCUGUCUCCAUGGAAUGGCUGAAAGGACUCACCAGCCUCCAGCCCGUCGCCACUCCGCUGCCCCCGGCAUAUAGCUGUGGACAAGACUGCUGUAACGUGUGGGCCGCGUGUGACAUCCACAUCCGCCUGUCCACGCUGCUCAACGAGACCCGCCGCCCGCCAGCAAGACACAGCACACCUGGCUCACUGUACGCAGUACUCGACGUAGAGACUACAGUACACAGAGCGGAGCUGCGCGGUGCCGCGAGAAGCGCUGCGCAGCGUGUCGAGCAGCGCCGGUAUCCUGACAGGACAGAGCCGCUGGUCACCGAGCUCUUCCGCGCGGCACAGUUCCUAGAGGUUGAAGAAAACCGCCGCCUAUAUGAUAGGUUGUUCCUCCCGCUCGUCCAGUCCGAGACGCAAUUAGUACCAGGGAAAGCCGCCAGCCCACCGCCGCGCGAAGGAUUGGACGUUCCCGGAAAGCUUGGCCCGAUUUGUUCUGCAGCACUUAGCGCUUGUUGCGAUGCUGCGCACGGCGGUUUCUGA